UGUCCUCCAUCCCGGCCAAAUCCGAAAAGGAAAAUGAAAGAGGGAGCAGGAGGCGCCGGUCCCAGCCACCUCCCAAGGUCCCUGGCUCAGCUCUGACACCCCAGCCCCGGCUCCAGGCGCCAUGGGGGAGUGGGCGUUCCUGGGCUCCCUGUUGGACGCCGUGCAGCUGCAGUCGCCGCUCGUGGGCCGCCUCUGGCUGGUGGUUAUGCUGAUCUUCCGCAUCCUGGUGCUGGCCACGGUGGGCGGCGCCGUGUUCGAGGACGAGCAAGAGGAGUUCGUGUGCAACACGCUGCAGCCGGGCUGUCGCCAGACCUGCUACGACCGCGCCUUCCCGGUCUCGCACUACCGCUUCUGGCUCUUCCACAUCCUGCUGCUCUCGGCGCCCCCGGUGCUGUUCGUCGUCUACUCCAUGCACCGGGCGGGCAAGGAGGCGGGCGGCGCGGAGGCAGCGGCGCCGUGCGCCCUCGAGCGGCCCGAGGCCCAGUGCGCGCCGUGCGCCCUGCGCACCCGCCGCGCGCGCCACUGUUACCUGCUGAGCGUGGCGCUGCGCCUGCUGGCGGAGCUGACCUUCCUGGGCGGCCAGGCGCUGCUCUACGGUUUCCGCGUGGCCCCGCACUUCGCGUGCGCCGGCCCGCCCUGCCCGCACACGGUCGACUGCUUCGUGAGCCGGCCCACCGAGAAGACCGUCUUCGUGCUCUUCUACUUCGCCGUGGGGCUGCUGUCGGCGCUGCUCAGCGUAGCCGAGCUGGGCCACUUGCUCUGGAAGGGCCGCCCGCGCGCCGAGGAACGCCACAACCGCUGCAGCCGUGCGCACGAGGAGGCGCAGAAGCUGCUCCCGCCGCCGCCGCCGCCCCUGCCCUCCGGGAGCUCAGACCCCGAGCCCUGCGCCCCGCCCGCCUAUGCGCACCGGGCGUCCGCCAGCCACCGCGACGGCGGCAGCGGCCGCGGCAAGGCGUCACCGGCCACCGGCCGCGGAGACCUGGCCAUCUAGCGGCGGGCCCUGCCUCGCGCGGGCUGGACGGCGAGGGCCGGACCCGGUCACCUAAGUCUGCACCGCAGAAGCCAGAAGCCGCUUCCGCCGGAGCUGUCGCGGGACCUGCCCCGGCCGGAGACGAGCCGUAGGGACGGCCCGCAGGCCGCAGCGCUCUUGCCUCGGACUGCCUCCCAGCGGCUGCCUGCGGCACCUGGGGCCGGCCGAGCUGUGGGCGGAGGAUGAACUCAGGCAGGUCCGGGUGGAAAGGAAGAGAGUGGACCCGAGGCGGAAAGCAGAGCGGAAGGUGGAGGGUGGUGGUUUUACUAGGGACGAAAACAACUGAUGCCAGCGUUCUCAGGCACUCCCGUGUUCAGAGAGAGCGCCCCUCCCCGUGUGGGCCCGCCGUGAGUGUGCACACGCGGACACAUACGCACUGUGAGCUGUGUGCGCUCGCACAUGUACCCCGUGUGGGCGCCGUGCAUGUGCGCGCAUGUGUACAGCCUGCGUGAAGCCCACUCGUGCGCACAGACCCACGUAAACCCCCAGUGAGCUGUGUGUGUGCACAUGCACACAGACACAUGUGUGCCCCCGUGAGAGCUGUGUACACACAUUCUUGUGAGCUUUGUGUGAGUCCAUUGUGCACACACACACUGUCCAUCCUGCGCGGGCUGCGUGUGCACACCUAGACACAUAAACAUCCUUAUUCGCUAGUGCGCAUGUGGACAUCCUGCGUGACCUUCGUGUGUGUGUGUGUGUGUGUGUGUGAGAGAGAGAGAGAGAGAGACAGAGAGAGAUAUCUCUGCUACGCCCCGCAGAGGUGGCCAGGAUCCGAUGCCAGCAGCAGCCACAACGGCUCCCCUCCACCACCCUAAACCAGCUGAUCUGCCAGCGCAUUGCAGGUGGUCUGUCCCCUCCCGAGAGACCUGUCGGGGAGACAAGAGGUGGAGAGGCGUCCCUUCCCCCGGCAGGCCUCACUCCUCAGGGGUCUGUGAACACAUCCUCCCUGUCCGCCUUGUGUCGAGGUGG
Molecule: messenger RNA, 1999 nt
Organism: Saimiri boliviensis boliviensis (Bolivian squirrel monkey)
Lineage: Eukaryota; Metazoa; Chordata; Mammalia; Primates; Cebidae
Gene: GJD3
Product: gap junction protein delta 3
Biological process (GO): cell-cell signaling
Cellular component (GO): connexin complex
Molecular function (GO): gap junction channel activity involved in AV node cell-bundle of His cell electrical coupling
Source: RefSeq, a predicted model, not a curated record